Messenger RNA from Nematolebias whitei (Rio pearlfish), 5856 nucleotides. It is a transcript of the gene nid2a, whose product is annotated as nidogen 2a (osteonidogen). Lineage: Eukaryota; Metazoa; Chordata; Actinopteri; Cyprinodontiformes; Rivulidae. The coding region runs from base 1 to 5856 and encodes 1951 amino acids. Gene Ontology annotation, molecular function: calcium ion binding. Gene Ontology annotation, cellular component: basement membrane. The transcript has 44 exons. The record is from RefSeq and is a predicted model, not a curated record. Gene Ontology annotation, biological process: cell-matrix adhesion.
AUGUUACCUCCAGCACCCGGGCCUGCUGUCACUCAUCCCGCCUCUGACCAAUCAGAGCGAGCCGCUGCUCCUUGGCCCCGCCCCCCGGGGUUCCCUCCCCGCAGAGCAGCGGGGGGUUCGGUCGGAGGGGACGGGACGGCUCUCCUCCUUUCCGCCGCUCCCCCCGCGCGAGUGCGGCCGCUCCUCUCUGGUUCUCAGAGCCUCCUGGGCGCGGACAUGGACGGAGGAGCGAUGCUGGCUGCGGCGGUGCUGUGCUGGAGCUGCGGGGUGGUCGGUGCCGUCCACCGGAGCGACCUGUUCCCCUUCGGAACCCCGAGCGGGGACGUGGUUUUACCGGAGGGCGACGACGAGACGUCCAAAGUGCUGAACCUGCCCAAACCCCUGUACUUUUACGACUCCGCUGUCUCCCAGCUGUAUGUGGCCACCAAUGGCAUCAUAUCGGCUCAGGACCUGCCAAUGGAAAAGCAAUACGUUGAUGAUGGAUUCCCUACAGAUUUUCCUGUGGUGGCUCCGUUCUUGGCUGACAUCGACACCAGUGGAGGGCGAGGACAGAUUUAUUAUAGAGUGACUGAAACACCCAGCGUACUCAACAGAGUGGCCCAGGAGGUUCAUCGGGGGUUCCCAGAUGCAAAAUUCACACCCACGCAUGCCGUGGUAGCAACAUGGGAAAACGUCGCCGCAUAUGAAGACCAAGCUCAAAAAACGGGGGUUUCAAACAAGUUCAAUACCUUCCAAGCAGUGAUCGGUUACGAUGAGACUGACUCAUACGUCCUCUUCCUUUACCCUGAAGGUGGUCUGAAUUUUUUUGGAACGCGACAUAAGGAGUCAUAUAAUGUCAAGAUUGAGCUUCCUGCAAGAGUUGGCUUCAGUAAAGGAGAAAUUACAUUUUUAUUCUUCUCCCGGACUGAGGGACCAUUCUACAGCGUUACUACUGAUGAAGACAGUGUUAAAAGCUUAUACCAGGUUGGUAAUACUGGGAUUCCUGGUGUUUGGCUUUUCCACACGGGUAGUCGUUACUCCUUCAGCAACAUCGUUCCUGCAUCCAUUGGUGGACUCCUUGCUACCUCACGUCCUGAAGACCUCUCCCCGGAAACCACCACCCCUGAAUAUGAGUUGGAAUACUCAGAUAAUACCUUUGCGGCAGAAACGGAACAAGAAGUGGAUCGCUAUACUCUGACUGAGGUUUCUGAUCACCAGGUGUCAGACAACAGGGAAGAUGUGCCAGAACCCAGGCUUAGUCCAGAGCCAGCAGAGAGGGAAUACGCCCCACCCGAUCCUCCACAGACGGCUCAAAAGGGACGCGCCGGACAUCCCCAGGAACAGCAACCACAGCUUCCACUAGAUGAGGCGGAUGUGUACCCCCCUGAGAGACAAAACACACCCCUGUCCCCUGGAGUCCACGUGGUCAGUGUGGACGAAGACGUUGACUUGGACUCAGGAGUGAUUCAGUACACCACAGAGAACAAAGAAACAUGUGCUGGAUUCCAGCAGCAGUGUUCCCAGAAUGCAUUUUGCUCUGACUACGCCACAGGAUUUUGCUGUCACUGUCGCCCAGGCUUCUACGGAAAUGGGCGCCAAUGUUUACCUGAUGGCGCUCCUCAGCGAGUUAGCGGGAAGGUGAGCGGUACGGUGACUGUGGGAUUGAUUCCAGUGAAGCUGAACAACAUUGAUCUUCACGCGUACAUCGUGGUUGGAGAUGGAAGAGCGUACACUGCCAUCAGUGAGGUUCCCGAACCUUUGGGCUGGGCCCUGAUGCCAGUUUCGCCAAUCGGAGAACUUUUCGGAUGGCUCUUUGCGCUGGAGAUUCCCAACAGCCAAGCAGGAUUUAAAGUCACAGGUGCUGAGUUCAGUCGUCAUGCCGAGGUGCUGUUUCACCCUGGAAACCACCGCCUGUCAAUUGUGCAAACUGGCCGUGGCCUUGACGAACACAACCACCUCAGCGUGGAUACUGUCGUCAAUGGAAACGUGCCAUUGCUGCCACCUGGAGCUGAAGUUACCAUGGAGCCCUUCAAGGAGAUCUACCAGUACUACCCAUCGGUCGUCACCUCCACCUCAGUGAGGGAGUUUACGGUCGUUUCAGCAGAGCGAGGCUCAGAGUCCUACACCUUCCAAAUGAAACAGAACAUCACCUACCGCGACUGUCACCACGACAACCAUGCCAGCAUCCCAGAGACUUUGCAGAUCACCAUGGAGAGGGUGUUCGUGAUGUACGUAAAGGAGGAGCGGAUACUGAGAUAUGCUGUCACCAAUAAGAUCAGCCCGGUUGGAGCUGAUUCUUCAGAGGACGAACUGGUCAACCCCUGCUACUCUGGGAACCACGAUUGUGACACCACAGCCCAGUGCAUCCCACAGGAGGGCCAGACCUUCCGGUGCCAGUGUGCUACUGGCUAUAGAGGAGAUGGACGCAACUGUUACGACGUCGAUGAGUGCGCUGAGGGUCUGAGCUCAUGUGGUGAGAACUCACAGUGUCUGAACCUUCCUGGUAGCCACCGCUGCCAGUGCCAGAGGGGUUUCGAGUUUGUAUACGACAGGCGUACCUGUAUUGACAUUGAUGAGUGCAGUUCCUCUCCGUGUCACGUCAAUGGUAGAUGUGUGAAUGAACUGGGAUCCUUCCACUGCCAGUGCCAGCCUGGGUUUCAUGGUGAUGGCUUCUACUGCUCUGAACUAACAGGUCGCCCAAAGAGCCAGUGUGAGCAGCACAGAGACAGCCUGCAGAGUGGCGGACCUGAUGGAUUCCCAAGUGUUGGAGCCUACGUUCCUCAGUGCGAUUCUGAUGGGCAGUACCGAUCACAGCAGUGCCACACCUCUACAGGAUAUUGCUGGUGUGUGGAUAGUAGGGGACAGGAAAGACCAGGAACCAGGACUCCACCUGGUAAAGAGCCUCAAGACUGUGAUACAACAGAUGAACCAGGCCAUCCUAAGACUCAGUGUGAACACCACAGAGACAGUGUUCAGACCACCAGUCCAGAUGGACACCAUCUUGAUGGAGCCUAUGUUCCUCAGUGUGAUGAACAUGGACAGUAUCAACCACAGCAGUGCCAUGGUUCUACUGGACAUUGUUGGUGUGUGGAUGGUCGGGGACAGGAGAGACCAGGAACCAGGACGCCACCUGGUAAACCACAUGCAGACUGUAGCAGAGCAGACGAGUCAGAAAGACUUAAGACUCAGUGUGAGCACCACAGGGACAGCGUUCAGACCACCAGUCCAGAUGGACGUCAUCCUGUUGGAGCAUAUGUUCCUCAGUGUGAUGGAGAAGGACUGUACACACCACUGCAGUGUCAUGGUUCUACUGGGUACUGCUGGUGUGUGGACAGUAGGGGACAGGAGAGACCAGGAACCAGGACUCCACCUGGAACACCACCUGUAGACUGUGAAGAACCAGCUCGUCCAAAGACUCAGUGUGAGCACCACAGGGACAGCGUUCCUACGGAUGAAGGACAUCCUCAUGUUGGAGCCUUUGUUCCUCGGUGUGAUGAGCAUGGACAGUAUCAACCACAGCAGUGCCAUGGUUCUACUGGACAUUGUUGGUGUGUGGACAGUAGGGGACAGGAGCGACCAGGAACUAGGACGCCACCUGGUACACCUUAUGUAGACUGCAGCAGAGCAGAAGAGCCAGAACGUCCUAAGACUCAAUGUGAGCACCACAGGAACAGUGUUCAGACCACCAGUCCAGAUGGACACCAUCUUGUUGGAGCCUAUGUUCCUCAGUGUGAUGAACAUGGACAGUAUCAACAUGAGCAUCCAGGUCCUAAGACUCAGUGUGAGCACCACAGGGAUGGUGUUCAGACCUCCAGUCCAGAUGGACAUCCUCUUGUUGGAGCGUAUGUUCCUCAGUGUGAUGAACAUGGACAGUAUCAACCACAGCAGUGCCAUCGUUCUACUGGACAUUGUUGGUGUGUGGACGGUAGGGGACAGGAGAGACCAGGAACUAGGACUCCACCUGGUACACCGCGUGUAGACUGUAGCAGAACAGAUGAGCAUCCACAUCCUAAGACUGAGUGUGAGCACCACAGGGAUGGUGUUCAGACCUCCAGUCCAGAUGGGCAUCCUCUUGUUGGAGCGUAUGUUCCUCAGUGUGAUGAACAUGGACAGUAUCAACCACAGCAGUGCCAUGGUUCUACUGGACAUUGUUGGUGUGUGGACAGUAGAGGACAGGAGAGAUCAGGAACUAGGACUCCACCUGGUAAACCACACGUAGACUGCAGCAGAGCAGCUCAACCAGAACAUACAAAAACUUCCUGUGAACGCCACAAGGAAAGAGCACAGGCGACCAUUUCAGGUGGACAUCCUGUAGCUGGAGCUUAUGUGCCCCAGUGUGAUGCUGAUGGACACUACAUACCACUACAGUGCUACAGCACCACUGGACACUGUUGGUGUGUUGACCAGAAUGGACAGGAGAGACCAGGAACCAGGACUCCACCUGGUACACCACCAAAAGACUGUGAUAAAUCAGAUCGUCCAAAGACUCAAUGUGAGCACCACAGAGACAGCGUUCAGACCACCAGUCCAGAUGGGCGUCCUCUGCGGGGAGUCUAUGUUCCUCAGUGUGAUGAACAUGGACAGUAUCAUUCACAGCAGUGCCAUGGCUCCACUGGACAUUGUUGGUGUGUGGACAGCAUUGGUCAAGAAAGACCAGGAACCAGGACUCCACCUGGAACGCCACAUGUAGACUGUGAAAAUCCAGAGCCCAGAGUUCCUACCAGCCGCCCCGAGAGCGUGUGCGAGCGGUGGAGGGCCAGUUUGAUCGAACAUUACGGUGGGAAACCGGAUCCGCAGCAGUAUUUGCCUCAGUGCGAGCCAGACGGAGAGUUCAGUCCGGUCCAGUGUUAUGGAGAGACCACUUACUGUUGGUGUGUAGACCAGGACGGGCGGGAAGUCUCCGGUACUCGAUCACAUGACGUCGUCAAACCUGCAUGCCUCCCGUCAGUGACUCCACCCACUGCUCGUCCUUUGCCCCGACCAGAUGUCACCCCUCCACCUAACACUGAUGUGACCCUACUCUACGCUCAGGGGCAGAAAAUAGGAGCGCUGCCUCUCAAUGGGACCAGAAUGGACGCUUCCCGGUCCAAAACACUGUUGACUCUACACGGUUCCAUCGUUGUGGGCAUUGCCUACGACUGCAAAGAAAAUCAAGUCUAUUGGACGGAUUUGUCUGCGAGAACAAUCAACAGAGCUUUGAUGGUAUCUGGAGCUGAGCCUGAGAUACUCAUCAACUCAAAUCUCGUCAGUCCAGAAGGUCUGGCAGUAGAUGUCAAACGCAGGUUGAUGUUCUGGGUCGACUCCUCCCCCGACGUGAUCGAAAGUGCCAACUUGGACGGCAGCGAGAGGCGGAUUCUGUUCAACACCGACUUGGUCAACCCCCGAGCCAUCAUAGUGGUUUCAUCCACUGGGACUCUGUACUGGACCGACUGGAACAGAGAGGCUCCUAAGAUUGAAUGUUCGUCUGUGGAUGGUCUGAACCGCCGGGUGGUGGUGUCUGAUGGCAUCGGUUUGCCAAAUGCUCUGACGUACGACUUUUCCUCUGGACAAAUCUGCUGGGCUGAUGCAGGUACAAAACGUUUGGAGUGCGUCUCUCCAGACGGCUCGGGACGAAAAGUGGUCCACCCGACCCUGAACUACCCCUUCAGCAUGGUUUACUACAAGAACCACUUUUACUACACGGACUGGAGGAGAGACGGUGUGAUCGCGGUGAACAAAGACAGCAGUAAGUUCACCGACGAGUACCUGCCGGAACAACGUUCGCACCUGUACGGCGUCACCAUAGCAACCACCUACUGUCUACCAGCGGAGUAUAACCGCCAUGGGAACGUCCUGCCAUCCCACCGCUCAGGAAGGCGUGCUGUGUUCCUGAGUUGA